GCCGAGAUAAACGAUAUCCUUCUCCGUGACAGACGGAGAGAAUUCGAUUAACGAACUAAUCUCUUUCGAGGAAGUUCCGCGGAGACACUCCCGUAAGAAACGAAGAAAGAUCGUCCGUUUAUGCGUGACAGAGAACGGAUAGUCCCUUUAAAUGAAAAGUUUCGGAGUCUUGCGUGUAAUUGAGAGAGAUCCAUGCUUAUCCCAUAAAUGUUCGUUGGAAAAACUCGAACUGAGAUGCUGCCGUCUUCGCUGAGCGAAGUCGUUGAAGAUCCUUGCCAUGAAGAAUCGGAUUUAGCGAGGAUAAAUUUCCUCGUGGGAAGAGAUUACGCCAGUUGAAUGGAGAGUCUUCUCAUUGUAAAAGGGACACACGACUGUUCAGUGGUAAAUUUCCGCUAAUCGCGAACGUGAAAAUCACAAGGAUACGUGAUACUGUUAACCGUAAAGCAUAGGACGUCUCUCCAAUUCAUCCGACGAUUAAAAAACAUGAAGAACGGUCGCGUAACUGGAUCGUGAACAACGUUUGCGUUAUAGAGUGAUAUCGAAAAUGAGUUCUCUACGACGGACGAUCAAUCAAUCGAUGAGGGAGGGCACGUCCACGCGAAGACAUGCGUUAUCCGGACCCACUACGAAGAGCAUGAAAAACGUCGCUCAUACAAACGCGGUGCCUGCUUCACCAAUGCGAUACAGGACCAAGUACGAGUUGCGAAGUAUCAGUUUGGAGGGCAACAAGGUGCUACCAUGGACUACAAGAGCCACCACGGAUGCAAUAGCGAGGCGAGGUGUCCUAUCGAGACGAUGUUACGGCAGUGUCGAAAUGCUGCCGCAGAUCGAGCAGGAUGGUGCCGACAAUGGCAGAAGAUUUCGAGUGGAGAACGGAGAUUCUCCCGGGGAAAAAGAAGAGAUGUUCGGUUCGCCGAGUACGCCAAUAUUAGAAAAUCCAGAGUACCAAACGCGUUGGUACUUCAAAUACUUCUUAGGCAAACUGCAUCAAAAUUAUAUCGCUUCUGAUCAGGAGAGAAAUCCUCUCUUUCUCUCGGUAGUCACGAGCGAAGUCGGUGAUCAAUGCGUACCACAUUAUAGAGUUAUUCUAUGGAGGCGAACUGGCGCGCAGAAAAUAUCGUUGCCGUAUUCGGCGAACAAAACAAUGACUAUCAGACAAAUUCUCAGCAACUUCUUCAGUCUGGAAAAACUCGACAAAGCGCCUCGUGAAGUUUUCACGCCCGAACUACAAAAGGAUCUAUUACUGUUGGAGGAACAAGAAGGCUCGGUGAACUUUAAGUUUGGUGUAAUCUAUGCAAGAGAGGGUCAGAUCACCGACGACGAGAUGUUGUCUAACGAAAGAGGUAGCCCGGGCUUCGAGAGCUUCCUGGAGAUCCUGGGUGAAAGGAUACGGCUCAAAGGUUGGGACAAAUAUAGGGGCGGCUUGGAUGUGAAAGGAGAUAUGACGGGAAAGGAAAGUUAUUACACGGUUUAUGCAGGUCACGAAGUUAUGUAUCAUGUUAGUACGAUGCUACCGUAUUCAAAGGACAAUCCGCAGCAACUCGAAAGGAAAAGACACAUUGGCAACGAUAUUGUUAACAUCAUUUACACGGAUGAUCCAUCAGCCGUAGAUACUUUCAAUCCGAACUGUAUAAGAAGCCAAUUUACCCACGUGUUUGCCGUGGUGACGACCGAGGCGGAUGGCAAGAGUUGGCGGGUCGCUAUUUAUUGCGAUGAAAACGUACCCCUGUUCGGACCGAGUCUUCCCUGCCCGCCAGUUUUCGAGGACCCGUAUAAUCUUCGCGAAUUUCUCCUUGUUAAACUGAUCAAUGGCGAGAAAGCUACUUUUGACACGCCGACAUUCUCUAGGAAGAGGGAAAGAACUCUCGACGCCCUAUUGCGAGACAUGUACCAAGAGCAUUCGCAAGACAGCAAGAGCAACAGCAUGUUAAAUCGCCGAGCGCUCUCGGAUGUUGUGGAGACACCAGGUCGACGGCGAGAAGAAACACGCGCUGUCGAAAUGGUGCGAGUCGGACAAGCCUUGAAAUUGGAAGCUAUCAUGCGUGGCCUCGCACCCACCUCUCUCGCCACUGUCGGUCCUUUGAAGCCCAGGCCAUGGGAACCGAGAUGCAUCUAUCCCGACUUUCCCUACGAGGUCGUUUGCGGUGAUGUCUGGCUGGAGAACAGGCUGAUUCUCGCCUCGGAGAAUGGGACUUUUCUCAUUGAAGAUGGAGUUUCGCACAGAUUGCUCUUUGAUGAGUCAGUGCAGAUCAAGCAAUUGGAUGUAAUCGAGCAGCACGGUAUACUUUUAUUCCGUGCUGGCGAUAAAGGUAAGGAGAGUAGCGUCUACGUUUUCCGGCUGCGAGAGUUUGAAAGCGAUGCUUCCAUGAGGUGCGCCGAACUGUUCAACGAUCGCGAGACUAACGAGCGAGAGAAGGAGGAAGAAGAUGAUGACGAGGACGCCGAGGAUGACGAUGAUGAUUGUGACGAGGAUGACACCGAAGAAUGUGACAAUUUCACACGUGCCACCGCUAAAUUUCAACCGGUAGGACGUCCACGAGCGCGGAUGCGCGUUCGCGCCCCGGCCGUUCGAAGCCGAGCGCAUAUCAAGGAGAGGAAGCUGCGGCGUACACGGGGAUGUCACUUGUACAGCAUCACGAGACCCGGAGGAUCGCAUUUACGUAUGUGCGUGGUCGUCGGUCGCCGACUCACGGUCCUUCAGUGGAAGCACAAUGCAGCCUGGACCAUCUGGUGCUCGUCAGCUGAUACCGACACCGUCGACGGUUUUCUACUAGUGAAGGAAUUUACCGCGAACGAGACACCCUCAUUAGUAACAAUGAUCGAGAGCGUCGAUCCAGCAAACGAAUGGACAUUGUGUUGCGGCGCUCGUCAUCACUUCGAAUUGAUUACCGCUUCCGGUACUUCGAGGAUAGUCCACAUGGAAGCGACGCCUAAGCCACAUUUGGUAGCGGCGUUGGAUCUUCGCGAGGACGAGGAACCGGAAUUGUUACUUUGUUACAACAAUACAUGUCACUUUCAAAAGCUGGCAGAAGAGAACACUGCGUCAACCGAAUUCGAUUUUAAUUGGAAUUCGAUACCGACAGUCGUAGCCUGUGCCUUUCCAUACGUGAUUGCCUUCACUAAUGACACGAUGGAGAUUCGAUUGAUAAUAAACGGCAAUCUGGUUCACACAAUCGCCAUGCCCAGUCUCAACUUGAUCACCUCGAAACGGGACAUCUUUUUCGCAACCACGGCGCCGGAAUUUUUCCCAGGAAAAUGUGAGCGAAUUCGAUUAGACUCAAAACCUCUCGAGAAGGAAGAAAUGCCUUGCAGUCCACCACUGACCGCACAGUCUUCGUCCUCCUCUCGAUCGAGUGUUCAGAACAGUCAAGGCGAUUGGAAGCCGAUAAGGAUCUACCGGAUACCACUGCAGACGCUGUCGAGAAGCACGGCGUCCAACUGUAACCAGAGAAGAUGUCCGAGUCCCGCGGAACCGGAAAUCGUUUCCGCACCACCGACUUCCGACAGAACCUUCCUGAGCGUCGAACCUCAACGUGUACACAGCAGGUCCUGCAGCAGCAGUCCUACACCCACACCGACCACGAAUUUGCCAUCGCCAUGUAAAAAAUAGACACCGUAGUUUCUUGACGCUUGGCAAUCGAUUGCAUUAAUUGUGAUCUUAACAGGAUCGAUUACAUAAAAAAAAAAAAAGAAACCGACCGCACGUACCUGAUUUCUCGUCUUCGUACGAGAGAACAUAUGGAAAUUUUUGUCAUUGUUAUGUUAUUAGCAUGCGUCAUGCUACUGUAUAUCUUGAAUGUAAGUGCGAUCGCGCACUUAUAAUAUAUAUCUAUAAGUUUAUUGUUUGGAUAGAUUUUGAC
Messenger RNA from Atta colombica, 3860 nucleotides. Its product is annotated as GTPase-activating Rap/Ran-GAP domain-like protein 3. Bases 545 to 3610 code for a protein of 1021 amino acids. Gene Ontology annotation, cellular component: cytoplasm. NCBI's taxonomy places the organism in Eukaryota, Metazoa, Arthropoda, Insecta, Hymenoptera, Formicidae. Gene Ontology annotation, molecular function: GTPase activator activity. The transcript is spliced from 17 exons. The record is from RefSeq and is a predicted model, not a curated record. Gene Ontology annotation, biological process: activation of GTPase activity; regulation of small GTPase mediated signal transduction.